CGAGGGCGGGCUGGGAUAUGGAGGGAACUUGCGGGUGGAGGUCUCAGACAACCUGAACAGCAGCUGAGAGUUCCUGCCCUUAGCACAGCUCUGUGCAGCCUAGCCCCUCACUCUGUCUCCUGUGUGUGUCCAGCAGCCCUGCUCCAGCUGGUUCUUCCCUACCUGCAGGUACCAGAGGUGUCAUCAUCUCUUCUCUCUUGAGAAGCUGCCACUAAUCUAGCAACUACUACCAGUUAUUUACAUUCCUUGGAAGAAUUGAAGAUCAAACACAGAACAAGAUGAGAGAAAUUAUGGAAAUUAGCUUCUAAAGGAGACUUGCCUCUUUCCUUGCUGUCAUGAGAAGACUGAGCACAUGAGCAAUAACUUCAGAACUCCUCUGGGAAAUGUUGCUAUGAAGAAAGAAGUUAGAAAUGACUGAUGUGGAGCCUGUGGUCACAGAUUUUGCAGCAUCGGGAAGGGCAGGCCGUCGAAAUGCCUUACCAGAUAUUCUGGGUUCUCCUGCUGAGGUUGGGGCAGGGUCUUCAGACCUGCCACACAAACUAGCUGAACUUUCUGUGUCGAAAGAUGAAGAAGCAGAGGGUGGAGAAAUAUCAUCCGAAGCCAUGUUGGAAAACCCAGAGAUAGAAGGAAAAUCUAAUCCUAAUCUCUAGAGAUUGCUGGAUUUAUAAUGUCCUUCGACAGAUUUUACAAAUGUUCUGCUUUUCAGAGGUUCCAAGCCCUAGCAGAAACUGUAGUGGUCUGGGCAGGACUAUUCAAGACAAUUGUAUCUGGAUGACAUUAACUUGCAGCCACUACUUAGGGUGUUCAUGCUGUUUUCUACUGUAGUCUAUCAAAAAACAAGUAAUGUACAAAUCACAGCCAGGAAAAAGCUAAAGAAUGUAUGUUUGGGGUUUUUUUAAUUGUUGUCAGUUGCACCAUAUUGAUACUAAUCCAGCCAAACCCUUUUUGAUCAUUUCAAUGAUUAUGGUUAACAGUUGUACACAACACAAUAGCCAUGCUAAAUAUAACUCCGAUUAAUUUUCCAAAUUAUUUUUUUCAGUGACACCAAGUCUUGUUUCCCAUCCAAGAUGAGAUUAUGUCAAGUGUAUUGGGUUGCAGAUAGGGAGGAGAUUUUUCUGACCUUUAAAGAUAGAAGAAACACAUACAUCAUGAUGUACAAACUUUUGUAACUUUCUGAGAUUUUUGUUCUCUUUGGGAAGAGAAAUGGGGUGAAAAAUCCUGAAAUAAAACACGUUUUUCUCCUUUUCUUUUCCAAAAUGUUCUAUAUACAUCGUAAAAAACAAAAAAAAACUUUUUGAAAAUCUCUUCAGUUUAUUCAGCCCUAUCUCCAGGCAGAUAAUCUCUGGGUUCUUCUAUUCCCAACAGUCAUACUCCUUCUGUCUUUUCUGUGCGCAGCCUCAAUACUCUAUUUGUUCAGAUGUAUUUAAAAUAAAAUAGCAACAUUUGUAAAUGAUUUAAAUUUUUUACUCUCGCCCUGGAUAUUAAAUAGAUCCCAUCUCUUUUGUGUUCUUGAAUCUUUGAUGUCUCUCCUGUAUGGCAAGGAAUGAAUCAGAAGUACCAUAGUACACAAUGUUUUUGUUUCAUUUGUGUUUUUUUGUUUGUCCAUUUAUGACAGAGCUAUUCCAUUCAUUCUGGGUUUACUAAAGCGUAUUUAAACAAAGACUCUCUGCCUGCACUAAAAGAUCAUUCAUGUUUUGUUAUAAAGAUUGUAUCCCUGAAAAUAUUUUGUAUGUAUUCCUUUAUUAUUCAGGAUAUAGAGUCACAUAAAUGCAUGCAUUUGUGUUGGAAUCAGAAUCAAUGGUCAUCUGACAUUCUUACAAAGGUAUAGAGUGCAGCUAAUUCUGAUAAUCAGGCACUUUUAUUUGCACAGUGUGUUUCUGUUGGGAGUAUGGCUUACAGGUGGAGGUAUUAAUGAUACAUGGGUAUUGGCAGUACUCAAAGGAUGAUGAUCAUAAAUCCCACAUGGAGCCAGAG
Molecule: messenger RNA, 1974 nt
Organism: Gopherus evgoodei (Goodes thornscrub tortoise)
Lineage: Eukaryota; Metazoa; Chordata; Testudines; Testudinidae
Gene: PKIB
Product: cAMP-dependent protein kinase inhibitor beta
Exons: 5
Coding region: 411-650 (79 amino acids)
Biological process (GO): negative regulation of cAMP-dependent protein kinase activity
Cellular component (GO): cytoplasm; nucleus
Molecular function (GO): cAMP-dependent protein kinase inhibitor activity
Source: RefSeq, a predicted model, not a curated record